This is a messenger RNA of Magallana angulata, 1183 nucleotides long. RefSeq lists its product as uncharacterized. The transcript has 5 exons. NCBI's taxonomy places the organism in Eukaryota, Metazoa, Mollusca, Bivalvia, Ostreida, Ostreidae. The coding region runs from base 1 to 1053 and encodes 350 amino acids. The record is from RefSeq and is a predicted model, not a curated record.
AUGCAACUGUCUGAAAUCUUCCGAAGUUCGUGGUAUUUAUUCAGUUUCUUUGUGUCAUGUUAUGGCAGCCUUAAUCCGGGCUUUUCUCAACUUCAGCAUGGACACAGGCUUGACAGGAAACUAAUCCAAUCCUUCACAGAAGUAAGUUUCCUUGACUGUGUGACGGAAUGUAUAGUGACACCUCGGUGUAAAUCUGUUAAUUAUUUUAAAGGGGCUAAUUUCUGUAAAAUCAGUUACGAAAAUAAAACGACAGCAGAAACUAAGUACGUGGACAAUGCUGGAUGGGUGUACAGUGAAAAGGAGCACUGGCCAAAGGAUCUGGCUGGAGCUUGUUUAAACUCAAACUGUAAAGUCAACGAGAAAUGUACACACAAGAGAUAUUCUGAAAAUGCAUUCUUUAAAUGUGUUUUGUCAGAUUGUGGAAUUCCCGAUAUCAAAGGAAUAGAUUUGAGUACAGCAAAACGUGAGGACGCCAUUGGUAUACACAGAAGAAUACACACCUCUUGUUCUGAUGGAUACUCCCAGUCUGGUUCGGGACGACUGAUCUGUCAGUCAAACGGAGAGUGGAAAUACGACAUUGUCUGCAAAGAAACUACUUCCAACCUUGCAUUGAAUAAACCUGCAACACAAUCAUCAACGUUUACAGGGCCAGAAAAUAUUCUGAACUUCUCUGCCAAUUUGGCAGUUGAUGGUAACAACGGUACAGACUUUGCCGUAGACAAGUGUUCAUGCACAGAGGGUGGAGACACAAAUCCGUGGUGGUUGGUGGAUCUGCAGGCUGUGUAUUUCAUCACAUCUGUCAGAAUAUUCAAUAGAGGAAUGGACAAGUGGGGACUAGAUGUGUCAGACCGGCUGCGGAAUGUUACCGUCACUGAAGGGCUGACAGAGUCAGAUGUCAACACUCCCUGUGGUUUCUUUGCUGGUCCCGGUACUUUGUCACAGCUGGUCGUCAUCGACUGUCCGACAUUACCACAGGGGAGAUUCGUAAAGAUCUCCAUGAUAACUGAGUAUCUCACUCUUUGUGAAGUUGAAGUGUUUGGAUACUCUGUCUAAUUAUAAUUGCCGAUGUCUUUUAUCUAAAUGAUUCUCUUUCCAACCAAUCCAUUACUGUGUAUUCCUAAAUAAACGCAAGCUCUUCUCGCAGAUUUUAAAUCUCGUUUGCUUUAUAUGGGAGUUGAGUACU